Molecule: messenger RNA, 1768 nt
Organism: Oncorhynchus nerka (sockeye salmon)
Lineage: Eukaryota; Metazoa; Chordata; Actinopteri; Salmoniformes; Salmonidae
Gene: phf5a
Product: PHD finger protein 5A
Exons: 4
Coding region: 1374-1661 (95 amino acids)
Biological process (GO): mRNA splicing, via spliceosome
Cellular component (GO): U2 snRNP; catalytic step 2 spliceosome; U12-type spliceosomal complex
Source: RefSeq, a predicted model, not a curated record
AAAAGUAGUCAUGAAGUCAAUCUCUACUCCACUUUGAGCCAGGAGAGAUUGACAUGCAUAUUUUUAAUAUUAGCUCUCUGUGAACACCCAAAGGCCAGCUGUGCUGCCCUGUUCUGAGCCAAUUGCAAUUUUCCUAAGUCUUUUUUUCUGGCAUCUGACCACAUGACUGAACAGUAGUCGAGGUGUGACAAAACUAGGGCCUGUAGGACCUGCCUUGUUGAUAGUGUUAAGAAGGCAGAGCAUCGCUUUAUUAUAGACAGACUUUUCCCCAUCUUAGCUACGACUGCAUAAAUAUGUUUUGACCAUGACAGUUUACAGUCUGGUGUUACUCCAAGCAGUUUAGUCAUCUCAACUUGCUCAAUUUCCACAUUAUUUAUUACGAUUUAGUUGAGGUCUAGGGUUGAGUGACUGAUUUGUCCCAAAUACAAUCCUUUUAGUUUUAGAAAUAUUUGGGGCUUAUUCCUUGCCACCCACUCAAACUAACUGCAGAUCUUUGUUGAGUGUGCAGUCAUUUCAGUCGUUGUUGUAGCCAAUGAGUAUAGUGUUGAGUCAUCCCCAUACAUGAAACUCUGGCUUUACUCAGUCAGUGGCAUGUCGUUAGUAAAAACUGAAAAAAGCAAGGGGCCGAAACAGCUACCCUAGGGAAUUUAUCUAUGCAUUUACCUAUGCAUACCUCAACAAACCUGUACGCCCGCACAUUGACUCAGUACCAGUACCCCCUGUAUAUGACCUCGUUGCUGUUAUGUAAAUGUAUUGUUACUUUUUUAUUGAUUGGAUAUUUUUAAACUUUUGUUUAUUUAGUAAAUUUUAUUAACUCUAUUUCUUGAAGUGCAUUGUUAAUGGCUUGUAGUAAGAGGUUCACGGUAAGGUAACACCUGUUGUGUUCGGCGCAUGUGACAAAACAUUUGAUUUGAACGUUAUAGCUAUGUGAUGGUGGUUAAGUAGAUUAGCUAGUAAGAUUAUAGCUCUUGAUCAUGACUCUCAGUUCCAUUAAACACGAGUCAUUGGACAAAGGCAUCUUCUGUAGUGGGGAGUUUUUUUGUUAAGAUCCCUGACGCUCGGUCUGAACAUUUUAAGUUAACACGCAUCGCUUGUGGUAUGGUUUUGGAAGCAUAAGGAACUUAUAAGCGAGAAAUGCUGAAUUAGAAAAAAAGUCUACACACCUUGAUAGGGUUAGUGUUCUCACACUACCAUAUCUCCAUGAUACACGCUUGUCUAUGUUAGGCGAGGCCACCACCUGUGCUAAUUAGCUAUCUAGCAUGCUCCUCCGAACACGUGUGUAAGCGUGAAUCGGGAAGUGUAGUUUUGUUGGAUGGAUCUGUGAAACACGUAGCAGUUUUAUUUUAAAAAAAUGGUGCGUUUCUUUCUCACUGAUGAAAGCUAUUGGAAGAUUGUGCGAGAAAUGUGAUGGAAAGUGUGUGAUCUGUGACUCGUAUGUGAGGCCUUGCACACUGGUGCGCAUCUGUGACGAGUGCAACUACGGGUCGUACCAGGGGCGCUGUGUCAUAUGUGGAGGUCCCGGGGUGUCUGACGCUUACUACUGCAAAGAGUGCACCAUCCAGGAGAAAGACCGAGAUGGAUGCCCCAAGAUUGUGAACUUGGGCAGUUCAAAGACUGACCUUUUCUAUGAACGGAAGAAGUAUGGCUUCAAGAAGAGGUGAAGACAGGCCUGUCCAACGAGUGCUUUGCUUCUGUUUUUUUGUAUGAACGUUUUUACCUUUGUGUGUGAACAUGUUUUGAUAAUACAAUAAAGCUUUAUUUUACAUUA